Rhagoletis pomonella (apple maggot) is the source of this 10702-nucleotide messenger RNA. It is a transcript of the gene faf, whose product is annotated as probable ubiquitin carboxyl-terminal hydrolase FAF. Lineage: Eukaryota; Metazoa; Arthropoda; Insecta; Diptera; Tephritidae. Gene Ontology annotation, cellular component: nucleus; cytosol. Gene Ontology annotation, biological process: cell migration; protein deubiquitination. The coding region runs from base 1106 to 9730 and encodes 2874 amino acids. The transcript has 20 exons. Gene Ontology annotation, molecular function: cysteine-type deubiquitinase activity; cysteine-type endopeptidase activity. The record is from RefSeq and is a predicted model, not a curated record.
AAUGUAUGGAAGAAAGAAAAUUGAAAUUGCGAAAAAAGCAACAGCAAAAAUGAAUUCGGUCGAGAUGUUUGGGGAAAUGAACGAGAGGAAUUGAGCAAGUGGAAGUCAAUAGGAGAGUGAGAGAGCGAUAACGGACGUGUAUCGUGUGAAAGAAAAUCGCGGAAAUUCUCACCUUUCCUUUUUGUGCAUCUGCUGGUAGAAAAAGUGAAGAAAAACAAACAAUAUCACAAAAAGAACUGAAAAAAUAAUCGUAAACAUUUUAAAAUAUUACAAAUAAACUGAUUGUUUAAAAAUUCGACAGCAUGACGGGGGGAAUCUUGUGAUGAGUAAACAACGAACAGUGCGCAGUGGAGGCGAAAGAACAUAUGAAAACGUGUAAUAGAGGAAAAGUGGGAUAUGAAAAUGAAAAUCAAUAAUCGAUAUGCAACUAAAUUUUUUUAGCUUACGAUUGGUUUUGGGAAGUGCGUAAAUUAAUGAAUGUAAAACUUGAACUUUGACGUCGAUGGCUUGGGCUUAGAAAAACAGAAAUAAAAAUGAAUAAAUGAAAAUUUUAAUGCAGAAAUUAAUGCCAACUGAAAGCAGUGAGAACAGAAAUGUUUGGAUCUUCAUCGAGGUUUAUGGAUUUUUGCGUCUCCUUAAUGAAUAUGUAAAUGACCGACAGCCUUCUUGCUGAACGCAACAAAGACAAAUAAUUUUUGCCUAGAAAAGGGUCAAGGGAAGAAAGAGAACUGAAAAUAUACAUAAAUUAAAGUAACAAAUUUAGGAACCUGUAAAAGUAAUAAUAACGACUACCAGCAAGCACUUAAAAUCAUAUUGCAUAUUAAAAAAAAAUUUUAAAAACGACGGCAGAACAACAAGGCACGAAAACAAGUAGUUGCAGGAACACGAAAGUGGGUGUGGAAAGCAAACAAAAGCAGUGCCAGCGGUGGCAAAACGUAACAUUUUUCUUUUGGUCAAGUACCAUUCAAAGCGGAUAUACGACUUGAACAACCUUAAUACGUCGAACGUCUUGAUAGUUCAUUGUUUCUGUGGUAGCAAAAGCUGCAUUUAAGUGAUAAAGUGCAGCGGUGCUAGUGCCUCUGCCAACUACAAGAAUACAGAAAAUAUGACGUUUGAUACACGCGGACGCCAGACCGGUGGAGGUGGAGGUGGCGGUGGUACCGGUAACGACAAUUCCAAUGUCGGCACGAACAAUACAAACAGCAACUUAAACAGUAAUAGCAGCACCUCACUUGGAUCUACUGGUAGUGUCAGUGGUAUCGGCGGCGGUGGAGGUGGCAAUAGCGGUAGCGUAGAACAACCGCCACCUGCUUCAGUGAAUACAGACGCAACUCCACAGGGUACUGAGGGAAGCGUCACUUCGUCGGCAGUGGACAACAUAACACCAGAAAAGUUAAUAUCAUCGUUCCCAACGUUGAAAUUGCGUUCUCUAACGCAGAAGAUCUCGAAUCCACGCUGGGUGGUACCAGUGUUGCCUGAACAGGAGUUGGAAGUGUUGCUAAAUGCAGCUAUUGCACUAACUGCAGCAGGUGUCGAUCAUGAUUGUGAACCAUGCGUAGAAUUUUAUCGCAACGCUCUAACCACGUCGUUUUCGAAGAUCCUCACCGACGAGGCAGUAAAUUCGUGGAAAUAUAAUAUCCAUCAUUGCAUUUUAUUGUCUUGCGGCAAAUUAUUGCAUUUAAUUGCCAUACAUAUGUCGCGCGAUAAUCCUUAUCUGUUGGAUUUGCUUGCCAUGGUAUUUGAUCCGGAAAAUAAGUUCAACACAUUUAAUGCUGCCCGUCAACCGGCUUGUUUUGCACCUCCGGAAUCGCUCUGGGGUGUCUUGGACGGCAACAAGAUGUUUGCUAAACCCCCGCCAGAGCCUAAAAAUCCUCGAGGCUGGCUAGUUGAUUUGAUCAAUCGUUUCGGUCAGUUGAGUGGUUUUGACAAUCUAUUGGAGCGGUUUAAUUGCGGUUUGCAACUGCUAAAAAAGAACCAAGAGAAUAGCGGCGUCGAGUCGUCGGGUUCUGGCUUAGAUUUGAGAAGCAAGACAAGCAAGUCAUCUCAAGUGUCCGAUGAUAAUCAGGAUAACAAAUUAACACUAGCGCUGAUCUUCAGUCUACUGCGACCAUUCGGCCAAUGUUAUGAGCUGUUGACACCUGCUACCAUCGCUAAGUACUUCAUGCCGAUUUGGAAUGUUGUAUUGGAUUUGUUGGAUAGUUUCUCCGAUGAUGAAUUGAAGCGUGAAGCGAAACCGGAGGGACGCAACGACUACAUUAACGGCAUUGUAAAGUCGGCACGUUUAUUGGCGAGUCGUUUGCCCGGGCAAGAGGAUUUGAUUCGCGAUCUGGAAAUGUUUCGACUAAAAAUGAUAUUGCGUUUGCUGCAAGUUUCAAGCUUCAACGGAAAAAUGAAUGCACUCAAUGAAAUCAAUAAGGUGCUUAGCUCUGUGUCGUAUUAUUCGCAUCGUACGCAGCAAUUGCAACAUUGCUUGCCGGAUGAUGAAAUGGACUGGUUGACGGCAGAACGCAUGGCGAAUUGGAUCAAAGACUCUGAUGUGUUGGGAAUCGUUCUCAAAGACUCAUUGCAUCAGCCCCAAUAUGUGGAAAAGCUUGAAAAGAUCAUACGCUUUUUGAUCAAAGAACAUGCCUUGACUCUGGAGGAUUUGGAUGCCGUAUGGCGUGCACAGGCUGGCAAGCAUGAGGCGAUUGUGAAGAAUGUCCAUGAUCUUUUGGCAAAAUUGGCUUGGGAUUUUACCCCCGAACAGCUGGAUCACCUCUUCGAAUCGUUUCAGGCCAGCAUGACAACCGCCAAUAAGCGGCAGCGCGAACGCCUGCUAGAACUGAUACGACGGCUCGCUGAGGACGAUAAAAACGGUGUAAUGGCACAAAAAGUUUUGAAACUUUUCUGGACGCUCGCACACAGCCAAGAAAUACCGCCAGAAGUAUUAGAUCAAGCCUUAGCGGCCCAUGUAAAGAUCUUGGACUACAGUUGCUCGCAGGAGCGUGAUGCACAAAAGAUUGUGUGGUUGGAUAAAUGCGUACAGGAGUUGAAAACUGGCGACAAUUGGGUGCUGCCAGCCUUGCGGUUGAUACGUGAAAUCUGUUGUCUUUAUGAUUCGUCGCCCAGUCAUGCGCCGCGCACGCAACAAACACUUAAUCGUCAACAAGUGAUAGAAAGAUUGCAAAAUGACUACACUUUGGUUAUACUUGUAACGAAUAGCUUAACCACAUACAUGGAUAAAAUUCGUACGAUGAUUGCUGAGAUGCCGAACGUCGAACCGAAUGCAUUAUGCAUCGAUGGACGUUAUCCACACAAUAUGCAAAUACAAGAGCGAUUGGAUUUUCUCAAAUUCCUGCUGAAGGAUGGCCAGUUGUGGUUGUGUGCCGAACAAGCUAAGCAAAUUUGGCACUGUUUGGCCGUAAAUGCCGUAUUUCCAUCUGAUCGCGAAGAAUGUUUUCGAUGGUUUGGCAAAUUGAUGGGAGAAGAACCGGAUUUGGAUCCAGGCAUAAAUAAAGACUUUUUCGAAAAUAAUAUUUUGCAAUUGGACCCCCAAUUGUUGACGGAAAGUGGCAUCAAAUGCUUCGAACGCUUCUUCAAGGCCGUCAACUCGAAGGAGGAUAAACUUAAAGCAAUUCACCGUGGCUACAUACUUGACAAUGAGGACCUCAUCGGUAAGGACUAUCUGUGGCGAGUGAUCACCACUGGCGGUGAGGAAAUCGCCAAUAAGGCUAUUGAUCUUCUAAAAGAGGUUUCAACAGCACUUGGGCCACGCCUACAGGAGAGCAUUUGUGACUUUCAUGAAAUGUUUAUUGCUGAAUGUUGCGAACGAUUGCGCACUCAUUACAGUAACAUAAUCAUUUUGGGUAAGACAAUUGGCGGCAACAGUUCAAAUGAUCCUAGUCAAGCCGAUGCUGAUUCGAAAGACAUAAAGGAUCGCUUCAUUGAGGCUGAGAAGAUGUGCCGUAUUAUAAAAGUAUUGCAAGAGUAUAUAAAAGAAUGUGAUCGUUCGUUUAAUGGUGAUCGCUAUCUAUUGCCAUUAAGUCGCGUGACUCGCGGCAAAAAUACUAGUCUCUAUAUACGCUUUCAAAAUCCCGGUCGACCCAUUGAUGACAUUGAAGUGACAACACACAGUAACGAAACGGUGGCCUCGUUCAAGCGCAAUCUACUGAAACGCAUCAAAGGCAACUCGCCAGCAAAUAUAAAGGUUGAUUUAUUCUACAAUAAUGGCGAACUGAUUGAGAUUACCGAUGAGAUCAAUCCCCUCUACCAGUACACUAUACGCGACAAAAUGAUUCUCACAGCAAAACUGACACCAAUUGGCCCGGGCCUGGCUAGUAGCCCAGAUUCAUCGAGCGAUUCGAGUACCGGUUCACCGCCACGACCCUGCCCCGACAUGCAGCGCGUCGAGUCAGAAAGCACGCUGCCCGGUGUGAUUAUCGCCCAGAAUUACAAGUAUACUGAGUUUUUCCUAAAGCUCUAUCAACUGGGCAGCGAUCUUGAUCAUGGGCGUUUGCGUGAGAGCGCAAAAUUGCUGCUGCAUUUGCUGCCGUGCGAUUGGCACACAAUAAAGAUGCUGCAGACGAUGUGCCGCGUGCAGGGACAGAUGCAGAGCGGUGGUGGUGGUGGUGGCAGUGCAGCUGUGAGUGUGGGAGUUGGUUCUGGUAGCAGCGCUGUACAAAGUGGCGCCAAAGACGAAGAGGCUGAUGUUGUUGGCGUUGGCUCCGGCAGCGUGGUUAGCAGUGGUGUUGUUAGCGGCAGCACUGGAGUGCAAAACACAACAACAUUUGAUAGUGAUCAACUAAAUCCACAAGAAUGCACGCCAGAAAUGUUAUUCUUGCAUGGUACUCCCGCGCAAGUAUUGUACAACUUGGGUGUUUUGAAUGGCCUACUCAUACCCGCAUUGGAUCCUUACGGCGAGGCGGCACUGCAAGUGCAAUCUGCUUGGCUGCACUCGGGUUGCGCGCAUUUCAUUUUGGAGUUACUAACCAAAAAUAAUUUCCUACCCAAUGCUGAUAUGCACACCAAACGUGCUGCGUUUCAUUGUGUGUUGCGUCUGGCCAGGUUGUUCCUCUACACUGUUGGCUAUGUGCUAUCACGUGUCGGCGACGAGCCAAUGCUUCGUGACUUUGAUGUUGGCGCACGCUCACAAGUCGAAAUACUUAAGCAAAUACUGAGCUCAAUACCGAAUAAUUCGGAGAGCACCAUGCGCGCUAUUUCCACGAAGUUAGCUGAAAUUUUAGCUGCGGAAAUGCUUUCGGCCAGUGCCGAAGGCGAACGCUGUCGCAUCCUAUUUAGUUCGACGUUGCAAUGGUCCUCUCCGGACAUUACGACUAUUAAGGCAGUCAUACAAUUGGCUUGGUCGUCAUCCUGUGGCAAUCUGCAGGCGCUUGGUAAUAAGAAUGACUUCGCUAACGACAUCACAAUGCCGGAUGCACAAGAUUUCGCAAUGUGCAAAGAGGCUUUAGAAGUGCUAACCAUUUCAUUGGUGCUUAAUCCGAGUGCUAACGAGGCGUUGAGUAACGAUCCCAUUUGGCCGAAAUUCAUUACAUCGCUUAUACUAAAGAAUCCAUCGCGCCAUGUGCGUCAAAUAGCAGCUGACCAGCUGUUUCUUUCGUGCACCUAUUGCGCCGGCGACCGACGUCCAUUCGCUUACAUGGUAAAUCUGCUCGUAAAUUCAUUGAAGGUACUGGUGCCGCAAUACGAGGCCACAUGCGCUGACUUCUUUCAACUGUUGUGCCGCACACUCUCGUACGGAAGCGUAUGUAAUUGGCCGCUCAACAUCGGCGAUGGUCUGCUGACUGAGGAGAUCAAUUGGUUGCAAAAGAUACGCGAGAAUGUUUUAGUCACCGGCGAUAUACAGGUGCAUGAAGAUUUGUUGGAGGGACAUCUGUGCUUGGCCAAAGAGUUGAUGUUUUUCUUGUCGCCCGAAACCAAAGCGCAACUUACCGAUCUGAUAGAUGAGGUUAUUGAUAUCUUUCUGUUCCCAUCAUCACGAGAGUAUCUCCACUUGCGAAAGUUCAAUAAGCUGAGGAACCCAACCUCGCCACCACCCGUCUGUCGCAGUCCGCACACCAUAGCAGCGGCUUGUGAUUUGUUGAUAGCACUUUGUCAGAAUUCUGUUCCUAACAUGAAGCUGCUAACUAAUACGCUUAUAGAUUUCGUAUGCACAGAUACGGAGCCGUUACGCGAAUGGGACUUCUUACCGCCAGUUGGGCCGCGACCGAUAAAAGGAUUUUGUGGUUUGAAAAAUGCCGGUGCCACGUGUUACAUGAAUUCGGUGCUGCAACAAUUAUAUAUGGUGCCAUCCAUACGCGUCGGCAUACUGAAAGCUGAUGGCGCUGCUACAAUUGAGAAUGAGGAUUUUAGUGGUGAGUCUGAUGUGGCCAGUAUUAAUAGUGCGUUAUUCUCCAGUCCUGGUAGCGGUGAAGACAAUAGCAGCACUGAUGUGCGAAAAAACUAUCAUGUGGUGAUAUUGAAGUAUGUGCAGGCGAUAUUUGCCCAUUUGGGUCACAGUGCACUGCAAUACUAUGUGCCGCGUGGCCUUUGGGCGUACUUCAAAUUACAAGGCGAACCCGUGAAUUUACGUGAGCAACAAGAUGCUGUUGAAUUUUUCAUGUCACUAUUCGAAAGCCUGGAUGAAGGUCUCAAGGCUUUAGGUCAUACUCAACUAAUGAAUGCCACUUUGGGUGGUUCAUUUAGCGAUCAAAAGAUUUGCCAAGAAUGUCCGCAUCGAUAUUCCAAGGAGGAGCCAUUCAGUGUGUUCAGCGUGGAUAUUCGAAAUCAUAGCUCACUAACCGAAUCGUUGGAGCAGUAUGUAAAGGGUGAACUUCUAGAGGGAGCUGAUGCAUACCAUUGUGAUAAAUGUGAUAAAAAAGUAGUUACAGUUAAGCGGUUGUGUGUAAGAAAACUACCGCCUGUGUUAGCCAUUCAAUUAAAACGUUUCGAAUACGAUUACGAGCGCGUUUGCGCUAUUAAAUUUAACGAUUACUUUGAGUUCCCACGUGUACUCGAUAUGGAACCAUAUACAGUAUCUGGCUUAGCCAAACUGGAGGGUGAAGUCGUCGAGGUGGGCGAUAAUUGCCAAUCAAAUGGCGAAACUACCAAAUAUGAGUUAACUGGCAUUGUGGUACAUAGCGGACAGGCCUCCGGUGGCCAUUACUUUAGUUACAUACUUUCUAAGAAUCCCUCCACUGGUAAGGAGCAAUGGUAUAAAUUCGACGAUGGUGAGGUGAGCGAAUGCAAAAUGCACGAGGAUGAAGAGUUGAAAGCACAAUGCUUUGGCGGUGAUUACAUGGGCGAGAUUUAUGAUAAUAAUUUGAAGCGCAUGCAAUACAGACGUCAAAAGCGAUGGUGGAAUGCAUAUAUGCUGUUCUAUACACGUUACGAUCAAAAGCCUGUACAAUUUGAACCUUGUGUGGAGCAAUUGUCAUUGGCAGAAAGUCGCAAUUUCGUAUUGCCGCUGCCAAAGCCGAUCGAGCGCAGUGUACGCCAUCAAAAUAUACGAUUUUUACACUCAAAGAGCAUAUUCUCUGUGGAAUUCUUCAAUUUCAUUAAGAAAUUAGUUAGCUGCAGUAUUCCUUCAACACGUCCCGAUAAAAUGACACCAGCUGCUGAAGAACUUUCAUUGUUGGGUGUGCAAUUAGCAUCGCAAUUCUUAUUCCACACAGGUUUUAGAACGAAAAAAUCGCUGCGUGGACCUGUUAUAGAAUGGUAUGAUACACUAUCACAUCACAUUCGCUUCUCCUCAUUGGUGCGCAAAUGGUUUGCAAAUAAUGCGCUUCUCAAUCCUGCGUCUCGUCUCGGCGAAUAUAUCUUAAUGGCUCCAUCACCGGAGGUACGCACUGUAUUUGUAAAGUUGGUAGUUUUCUUCUGCCACUUUGCUAUAGCCGACGAGCCGCUGGCUGGCUACGAAGGCAGCAAUCUGUGUGAACAGAUUUUGAUUAGCGUAUUGGAACUGCUGAAGUGUGAGGCUGUCGACUAUGGCAAGCAUUUGCCACACUACUUCAGUUUAUUCAGCAUGUACGUGGGCUUGGGUAUACCAGAAAAGCAGCAGUUGUUGAAGUUGAAUGUGCCCUUUAUAUUCAUGCAAGUCGCUUUGGAUGAAGGUCCUGGUCCAUCGAUAAAAUACCAGUAUCCCGAACUGAGCAAGUUGCAUCAGGUCGUUUCGCAUUUAAUACGUUGCAGCGAUAUCUCUGACAAGUGCCAGAAUUCGAAUCAAAAUGCACAACCUCUUGAGAAUCCAUACAAAGAUCCAAAUAUAAGGCGCGAGGAGCUCAUGCCAUUAUCGCCAGAAUGUGCGGACAUACUCUUUAAUCGUACUGGUUACAUUAAGAAGCUAAUAGAGGACACAGCUGUUGGUGAGGAAGGUAUCAAGCUACUACAGUACUGCAGCUGGGAAAAUCCACAUUUCUCACGUGCCGUACUAACAGAACUGCUGUGGCAAUGCGGUUUCGCUUAUUGCCACGAUAUGCGCCAUCACACCGAACUGUUGCUGCAUAUAUUACUAAUCGAGGAUUCGUGGCAACAUCAUCGCAUACAUAAUGCGCUCAACGGUGUAGCGGAGGAGCGCGAAGGCUUGCUGGAGACGAUACAGCGCACAAAGACACAUUAUCAAAAGCGCGCAUACCAAAUAAUCAAAUGCCUUACACAACUAUUCCACAAAUCACAGGUGGCCCUACAGAUGCUGAACUCGAACGCCAGUAUCGCACGGCACUGGACCAUGGCAGUGGAAUGGUUGCAAGAUGAAUUGGAACGGCAACGUAGUUGUCAAUACAAUUCAUAUUCGUGGUCACCACCCGCACAGAGCAAUGACAACACAAAUGGCUACAUGCUCGAACGUUCACAAUCUGCCAAGAAUACAUGGUCCAUGGCGUAUGAAUUAUGCCCUGAAGAGGAACAAGAAGAGACCAACGAGUCGGAUAUCGAGCCAACCGAUGAGACGCAACGACAGCAACAACAAAUUACACAAACCCUGCAGACACCCGCCGUGGGUGAUGCGCUUACAAGUGAUACAGUACCGGCAAGUCCAGCACACAAACCGUUUAUUGUGGGCAUGGCUCCGGGUUGCACCAUUGACUGGUCUGCUGCGAAUACAUUUUCGGUUGAUAGUCAAACAGCAACAACUACGACCACUUCUACCACAAGCAGUGGAAGUGGUGUUGGCGUCGGCGUCGGCGUCGGCAUUGGUGUUGGCGGCGGAACUAGCAGUAGUGUUGUGACAGCUGUAAAUAGCACUGAACCACAGCAAGCCGCAACAGAUGCGAAUAUAAAUGGCUUGACGGCGAACGUGAAGCAGCUGGCACUCUCUCCAAAAACGUCCACCAGCGGCGGCAUUGGUGAGACGACAAUGACUUCAAUGACGACGAUGAUGACUGGCCAAGACAUCGAAAACUCAAAGCAAGCAGUGCUGACAACACAGCAGCAACUCCAACAGCAGCAGCAGACAAUGGCAAUAAUAUCGCCGGCACUUAUGCAACACCAACAACCAGCAGUAGCAGUAGUGACGUUAGCAUUAACAACAACAACAACAACAACAACAUCAACCACAACGAUUUCAAUCAGUUUGCCUGUAAAUACAAUAAUUGCAACAGCUACAACCACAACGCCAGCAACAGUAACACCAACAGCAACAACACUAAUAAACACCCUCACAGCGGUAGCAGCAUCAACGACAGCCAACAAAUUGGAAAGUAGCGAUAAAAUGACAACAAAAACAACACUCAACUCAGAACAACAGCGCAUAACGUAGAUGAAGUUUAAAAAAAAUGAAUAAAGAAACAAUGAAAAUAUAAAAAUAAACAAGAAAAUGAAAGCAAAAGAGAGAAAACAUUUACGUAAGACGUGCGUUCUUUCAACAUUUAUGAAGCAAAUACACACCCCUACAUGUAUACAAACAUACAUGCAUAUAAAAUAUAUAGAGGAGCAAAGAAGCGGCAGUGCGAAUGGCAACACAAACAAAGAUGCAAAUAUUAUUAAUUUAAUUUAUUCAUUAUGAUAAUAAUAAUACAAGAAAAUAUUGCAAAUAACAAAAUCAAGCGAAAAGCGAAAUGAAGGCUGGCAGGCAGCAAGUAAGCAAAGCGAUAGAAAGAAAAGAUGCAAGCGGUAUGCCGCCCGCUGUGCGUUUGACAGCCUGGGUGGUGCAAGCUGGACGAGUAUCGCAAAGGAGGUAGAGGAACUUGGCGGCAGCAAUAUGCGCUGAUUCGUGAGCCCACUUAGUUCAUUCAACGUGCUAAAGCGCCUAAAAGCAGAUUUCAUACAUAAUGCAAUGGAACUCACUAUGGCGUGCACACAACUAAGUGCUCAGCGUGUGCUCGGCUUUUAAGUGCAUUGCACUUAGCUGUGGUGUGUAAUAAAAGUCGGCGAAGGCUUUGGAUGGCUCUGCAGAGACCGGCAACAGCCAUGCACUGCAUACUAAAUAUAUUUAAAUAUGGUUUUCAAACGAACUAAAUGAAAAAAAAAUUAAUACAUUCAAGCCCACAAAGAAAAGCACAUGCAUAAAAGUGCAUAAUACAUGCACAUACAUACAUACAUACAUGUAUGAAUGUUUGUUAUGCAGCGCAGAGUGGAAGGAAGGAAGGAACAUGAGAAGAGGCGGUAAAAGAAAGAAGUCUAAGCUAAGUUAUAAGUCCAAAUUAGUUUACUGAUGGAUGAUAGUGAUAAGCAUGAUGAGCUAAAUAUGCAAUUGAAUCACUUAUGCAUUAAACAUUAAUAUAAAAAAAAA